CUGGUGUAGACAGGGUUAUUUAUUCAGGGUCAUCUGAGCUCUUUCAAUACGGCCGGGAAAUCCGUUUUGUGUAAUGUGUCCUUCCCCUUCCGACCAUAUUGAAAGUCUUAAGAAUAAAUAUCCCAUGCAAUUCUGUCGAGAGAGAGGCGGGAAGUCAAAGCAUGGCCUGCAAUGGGAUGAGGGGUGGCAUGAUAAUGAGAGGCAAGGGACUUGUUCGUACUACAUAUACACAUUAAUAGAAAUAUAUUUUUAUACACACACACACACACACACUGCAAGAGAAAAUAUUUACAACGUUGAGGUAGAUCUGUCCUUGAAAUUCAAUCCUGACACUAUAGAGCUUUUUGAUGACGUGAGUGCCGAUUUCGGCACAGCCAUGAUCGUGAUUAUGUGGCUGGGUUGCCAAGUGCAUCACUAUUAUGGCAGAAAGCAAACAUGUGGUCUGUCGCGUCUGAAAAGCUGAUAUGAAGAAAUGAAACAGGAAAAAAAAAAUUGUCGCAAAGUCAUGCUCGAUGUCGUAGUUAAAGUCAUGGGCAUUCUCAGCCCAUAUGUCAAAUGCCGGGCACCGAUAGAUUUUC
Molecule: messenger RNA, 578 nt
Organism: Lobosporangium transversale
Lineage: Eukaryota; Fungi; Mortierellomycota; Mortierellomycetes; Mortierellales; Mortierellaceae
Exons: 1
Coding region: 74-463 (129 amino acids)
Source: RefSeq, a predicted model, not a curated record